CCUCUUGGUUUUUAAAAGUAUCAUAGCUUUUACACUUUGGAGAAGCAGCAGUAUCUUUAAUACACGCUAGAUAAGUUACUUCUGUCGAACGUGUUUGCACUACAGUACUGUAUUAAUAAAACCGCACAAACGUAUUUAGCUCUCUUAACGCUCGCGCUGAUGACCUUUACUUGCACGGAAUUCUAAGCACUGAACUUUUUGUUUUGAUCACCUCGCUAUCGGUUAAAUUUUCUUCUUGGUAGAGCAUCGGAGAAAUUGUGAAUGUGUUGGUUCGUAUUGAUGCUGUAAUGGAGCGAACAUUUGCGAAUGCUAACUCGGAUGUUCCAGCUUCGGGAGAUGCGGAGAAACCCUUCGCGGAACGAUGGGUAAGCGAUGAGGACAUCCGUUCCUCUGCUCAGCUGGACGUUGGCUGUCCGCGCGCCUCCAGCGAAGACAAGCGUGGCAGGCGCAGCAGCAGCAACUGUUCAUCCGGUGCCAAUUCGCCGUCACCCGCGCACGACUCCGUGCCCAACCAGAUCCAUACAGUUCAGCUCUUCGACGUGCCUAUCGUGGCGCUGAGCAUUGACCGUCGACUGCGGCUGUGUUUGGCCCAAAUCUCCAGCACCCUUCUCAAAGACUUCAGCUACAACGAAAUCCAUAACCGGCGCGUGGCACUGGGCAUUAACUGUGUCCAGUGCACACCAGUACAGCUGGAGAUUCUGCGCCGCGCCGGCGCCAUGCCCAUUUCCAGUCGACGCUGUGGGAUGAUUACGAAGCGCGAAGCUGAACGUCUGGUGCGGUCGUUCCUGUGUGAAACUAAACCACCAGCAUUACCGGACGACUUUGCCUUCCAAAUCGCACACAGCUGCGCAUGGGGAUGCAAAGGACGAUUCAUGCCUUCGCGGUAUAACAGUAGUCGAGCCAAAUGCAUCCAAUGUGUUCAUUGCCAACAAUACUUUUCACCCAACAAGUUCAUCUUCCACUCUCAUAAACUUCCGGAUUCGAUUUUCUCACCGGCAGAUGCUGCCAAUUUCAACAGCUGGCGACGCCAUAUCCGCUUAAUGGAAGACAUUCACCUUCCGGAAGACAUUGUCCACGCCUGGGAAGACGUCAAAGCCAUGUUCAAUGGCGGCAGUCGACGCCGCAUCAUCACCGCGUCGGCUUGCAGCACAUCGCUGCCCCGCAAAUGCUCUAUCGGCCCCUCGCGUACCUCCCACCCAGCCAUUCCCACUGUCCGCAAAAUAACCCCCGUGGAUCUCGGCACUAACGUCAGCCGUAUCCCCAACUCCCCGCUGCCGCUGACCCUUGCCGGACAUUAUCCGACACCGAGCUCGGUGUCGGCGCCGCUGGCCAGCAGCGCCAGCUCCUCCGUUAUGCCGUAUCCGUCCAUGAUCCAUCCGGCCGCCUCACUACUCCAGUACGAUUGGCUGUACCGGCAGAAUGGGCACCAUAAUAGUCUCCUGCAUCCAGGCGCGGCCACCAAUCUGUGGUCGCACAUGCAGGGAUCUGUGGAUCAGGGCAUGAUGUGGCCCUGGAGUCCGGCGCAUGCUGCCGCGGCUGGACUGGCCGCUAGUAUAUUUUCUGAUCGACGGGCGGAUAUAGGAUCGUUCUUGUCCAGUUUUCGCCCAUUGCCGCCGUGUCCGGAUGGGACAGCGCGAAAAGAUAAAUCCUCCAAGGAACCUUAAAUCGGCGCUUAUUCUAUGCUUAUAUAUACAGCUGUCUAUACUUAUAAUUAUACAGAUACGUGGAGUCUGUAAUAUUAAUGGUAGCCACAAAAGGAACACAUACUCAGUCGAGCCGAAUCAUAUCUUGACACUGGCUUGACACUGAAUCAGAUCAACUGCAUAAAUUAAUUAACGAUAAGAGCUUGCUGCGUAUGCUUCUGUGUAUUCUUUCGCCGUUUGAUAAGUCCAGAAUUUAGAAAUCCAAAAUUGCACCGACAUCAGAGCAUAUUUGCUAUGGAUAUCCAGUAUGUACAUUGUUUCCUCUGACGGUUCUGUAUUCUUUG
This is a messenger RNA of Paramacrobiotus metropolitanus, 1987 nucleotides long. RefSeq names its product SKI family transcriptional corepressor 1 homolog-B-like. Bases 288 to 1664 code for a protein of 458 amino acids. Gene Ontology annotation, biological process: negative regulation of transcription by RNA polymerase II; negative regulation of BMP signaling pathway. NCBI's taxonomy places the organism in Eukaryota, Metazoa, Tardigrada, Eutardigrada, Parachela, Macrobiotidae. Gene Ontology annotation, molecular function: DNA-binding transcription factor activity, RNA polymerase II-specific; RNA polymerase II cis-regulatory region sequence-specific DNA binding; SMAD binding. The record is from RefSeq and is a predicted model, not a curated record. The transcript has 4 exons. Gene Ontology annotation, cellular component: transcription regulator complex; nucleus.